AUGGACCCUAAAGCGUCAAGCAUGGAGAACUGCAACAUCCAAACAGCGCCUUUCCUGAAGCAGCUGCCAAUAGAGAUCCGAACCGAGGUCUAUCGAAACCUACUCUCCACUCAAUACACGAAACAUCUUUCGGUCUCCCGACAAUUGCCAAUACAUGCGAAGCUCUGGCCUGGCCAUGCCUAUCAUUUGGAGCCCGCCAUCCUUCAAACAAGCCGCCAGGUCCACAACGAAGCCUCUACAGUGUUGUAUCACGAAAAUUUGUUCGUUCGAGUCCGCAGCACCAAAAAGAACCUCGGACGUCUGAUGAACUUAAAAGGCAUACAUGUCUUUCUAAAAGGUCGCAAAGCAGAGACCUUCAAACACUGUGCUAUGUCAGUGGACUUUGAUCGUCUUAAUACCGCACUCAGAAUUAAGAGUCAAGAAUAUGAGCCAUGUUUCGUCAUUGCGUCAACUGAUCUUCAGCUCCUCUGUCAGAGCUUGUUAAUCCAACACACCGUCAUUGGCAGUGUUUUUAAGCACUACGAAUUCAGAGUCACCAUCCACCGUAUGUGUGAUGACAUGCUUAGCAAAACCCCGGCUCAAACCUCAUCUCAACGCCGCUUGCUGGAACCUUUCACCGUACUCCACGGCGUCUCUCAUUUCGCGAUCACUGGUCCUGCGAACACGGAAUACUGCGCUAGUAUUAUCGAACAAGUGUCCCGUAUGGCACCUGCUGUGGAGGAGUGUUUCAGUUCAGCGAUCGAGUUGAGGGAUAAAGGUCAUGAAUAUGUCCUUCAGAAUGAUCUCAAGGGCGCAGUGAAAGUCUACGAACUGGCCUUCUCACAGCUCAUAACCACGUGCCUACGAUGCAGGCUUGCGGGAACCGAAUGGCUAGCACUCCAUCCUGAACUGCCGGGUGCCAUUGUCGAUACGUAUCUAACCCUCGUAGUUCGCCUCGCCUUCACAAGUUACAGACUCGACGCAUUUGAAGAUGUCCAUUUGUGGGCUUGCGAUGCCACACGGUUUGACCCAAACGGGAGGGCGAUGCGACGCGAGAACUCCUACGCAAAGCUAGUUUAUCUGAAGGCAACGGCGAGCGCGCGUUUGGGCAGACACCCACAGGCAGUGGAGGAACUGUGCGAGGGGUUGAAACUGGUGACCAAGGAAGCGUACAAAGACAAGCAGCUUCUUGCGAUGAGACGGGAAAUGAGGUAUCAGAUCAAGGGGCUGGGUGGUAUCAGGCUGCUCAAAGCUAUGGGAAUUGGCCAUUUGUGA
This is a messenger RNA of Letharia columbiana, 1254 nucleotides long. RefSeq lists its product as uncharacterized. Gene Ontology annotation, molecular function: protein binding. The record is from RefSeq and is a predicted model, not a curated record. The transcript has 2 exons. The coding region runs from base 1 to 1254 and encodes 417 amino acids. Lineage: Eukaryota; Fungi; Ascomycota; Lecanoromycetes; Lecanorales; Parmeliaceae.